Alosa sapidissima (American shad) is the source of this 1771-nucleotide messenger RNA. RefSeq names its product transmembrane protein 163-like. Bases 418 to 1263 code for a protein of 281 amino acids. NCBI's taxonomy places the organism in Eukaryota, Metazoa, Chordata, Actinopteri, Clupeiformes, Clupeidae. Gene Ontology annotation, molecular function: zinc ion binding; monoatomic cation transmembrane transporter activity. Gene Ontology annotation, biological process: monoatomic cation transport; transmembrane transport. The record is from RefSeq and is a predicted model, not a curated record. The transcript is spliced from 8 exons. Gene Ontology annotation, cellular component: synaptic vesicle membrane.
UACAUUCAGCGCAGUGUAGAUGUUGUCUAUCUCUUCUUCUGGGCCAGAUGCGAAGCAUCGCGCGCUGAGAGGAGUUGCGUUGUGCGGACCGGCUGUCGCCAGCCGUCUUGUCAGUGACCUGCAAUAUUGUACACAACAGGGCUGCGUGCGUGAAUCUCGUGCAAUUCGGGGGAAAGGUCUAGCUAAAGAAAAGGACAUUUUAAUUAGAGUGUGGCUGCUGUAGUCUUCUCCCUCUUAGCGAGUGUGUGUUGUGGACUAGGGGCUCUCUCGCGCGCUGAUUGCGCUCUCAGACACGCAGUAAGCUCGCGGCGCACCACUCCUCCUCGAGACGGGCUGCACGCGCGUGCCGGAUUGUUGCACCUCUCGCCCUGGUGUGAAAUUAUUUGAAUGCCUAAUUAGACCCGCACCUGAACGACGAUGACUGACGCCUUGGCUCCGGAUCCUAGUCCCAUCCCGGACCCCACUAUCGUGGAUCCAUCGGCUCAAAACGGGCAGUGCGACCCUCCAGAUCAGCAGCUACCUAGCAGACCGAGUCAGGGAGACCCGUUCACCAUGGACCAGGAAAUGAAAAUUAGCGACAAUGUUGAGGACAAAGGUUUAUUGGAAAGCAGCACACGACUGAAACCACAUGAAGCACAGGAGUACCGCAAGAAGGCCUUAUGGGUAUCCUGGCUGUCCAUCGUAGUGACACUCAUCCUGGCUGUAGCCGCUUUCACUGUUUCGGUGAUGAGACACAGUGCGUCAGCCUUUGGCUUUGCUUUCGAUGCAACGCUGGACGUGCUGUCCUCCAUUAUCGUGCUGUGGCGUUACAGCAACGCAGCUGCUGUCCACUCUGCACACAGGGAGUACAUAGCCUGUGUGAUCCUGGGUGUGGUGUUCAUUCUUUCGUCCAUCACCAUACUGGUCAAAGCCACCCAUGACCUGGUCACCAAGCUGCAGCCUGAAGUGGAUGACUUCCUCUACAGCGUGUCCAUCGUCAGUGGGAUUACGUGCCUCAUCCUGUGUGUGUUCAAGUUCCUGCUGGGCAGGGUGCUCACCAGCCGGGCCCUCAUCACCGACGGCUUUAACUCCCUGGUGGGCGGCGUGAUGGGCUUCUCCAUCCUGAUUAGUGCGGAGGUGUUCAAGCACGACCCAGAGGUGUGGUACCUGGACGGAACAAUAGGCCUCCUCAUUGGACUCAUCAUCCUGGCCUAUGGAGUCAAGCUGCUGGUAGAUAUGGUCCCUCGCAUCAGACAGACCAGGCACUACGAGAGAUUUGAGUGACAGUCGCCCACGGCAACGGGACAGGGGGACACAGGGGAGUGUGUUUGGAAAGGCUGGAUGACCUCAUCUCCGUGUUCUCUCCCCAACCUGCAGCAGCAACACACCCCAACACACGCACACACACAGUCCUCUUCCCUACACACACACACACACACACACACACACACACACACACGUAUUAAUACUGACCACGAGGUGUCAGUAGUAUUUUCCAGCCAGUCCUCUGUUACUGUUACAUUGCCUCACCCAGAACCCCCCUCCCCAUACACACACACCCCCUGACCAUGUCACCGGCUCAGCCUCUGCUAUGUAAAUAAUCCAUCUGAGAGCAGAGCUUCAUGGGUAAUCGCUCUCCGGUUUGAGGACGUGCGAUGUAGUAUUGCCUCUGGGAGACAGCACCCCUGUUCUGUCCAGAUUCUGCUGCAACCUUCCGUCAUCUCCUGGUUAGGUAUGUCUCAUGACUGUCUUCUAGGAAGGAGGCCUGUAAAUGUUUCAUGAGACUGUUGAA